UGUGAUUGGCUGCCAGUGGACCAUGAUCAAGUGCUCACAGAACCCAGGGGAACAUACAUAAAAGCCUGUUCUGUGGGAGCGGUCAGCACAUCCUCCUUGAUCCUACAGUUUUCUCCACCAAUACCAGCUUAAGGGAGUCAUGAUCACACUGAAAUUUGGGACUCUUCUUCUUGCUUGUGUGCUGACUUUCUGUCAAAUGUACAUCUCACAGGCAGCACCAUCUAGAAGUCGUGAAGAUCCCAUGACAGAUGGCGUCACUCUAUCCAAUGAUGAUAUUCAGAAGUUACUAAGAGCUAUUAAAGAAUUUAUGCAGCUUGCUUUAGAUGAUGAUCACCAAACAGCUGAUGGAAACAGCAACACAACAGCGCAGAAGAGGGCAUGCAACACUGCCACCUGUGUCACCCACCGCUUGGCUGACUACUUGAGUCGAUCGGGAGGUCUGGGCUACCGCAACUUUGUUCCCACCGGCGUGGGUGCCCAAGCAUUUGGCAAACGGAGGCGACGCAGCCCUGAAUGAACACGCAAGAAUUUACAGUAUAUGGCUGGAAGAGACCAAGCUGCAUCAUUGUGCCUCCACUUCACACGUUAUGAACUGAUGUUUGAUUCUCACACCACUGCUGGUGUUUCUUGUUAGUCUGUAGUUAAGCACAAAGUUGUAAAUUAUACUCGUGUUGGGAAGAUAUUGAGCUUUGCAAGCAGAGAGGAUGGAAGAGCCUGUAGCUCAGCUGCCCUUUUGACCUGUGUCAGAAGUAUCAUGUUUCAUACUAGAAGUUUGACUGUGCAUCUGUAGCACUCAUGAAACCUGGAACAACUGUGGCUGUCUUGUGGCUUCAAGUAAAUCAUGUGAUCAGAUUUAAUCAUACUGCACGUUGCAAAUGCAGCGGUGAAACCUGUGUU
Molecule: messenger RNA, 897 nt
Organism: Doryrhamphus excisus (bluestripe pipefish)
Lineage: Eukaryota; Metazoa; Chordata; Actinopteri; Syngnathiformes; Syngnathidae
Gene: calca
Product: calcitonin/calcitonin-related polypeptide, alpha
Biological process (GO): regulation of cytosolic calcium ion concentration; adenylate cyclase-activating G protein-coupled receptor signaling pathway
Cellular component (GO): extracellular region
Molecular function (GO): hormone activity; calcitonin receptor binding
Source: RefSeq, a predicted model, not a curated record